Labrus bergylta (ballan wrasse) is the source of this 1543-nucleotide messenger RNA. RefSeq names its product acetyl-CoA acetyltransferase 1 (gene acat1). Gene Ontology annotation, biological process: fatty acid beta-oxidation. Gene Ontology annotation, molecular function: acetyl-CoA C-acetyltransferase activity. Lineage: Eukaryota; Metazoa; Chordata; Actinopteri; Labriformes; Labridae. Gene Ontology annotation, cellular component: mitochondrion. The record is from RefSeq and is a predicted model, not a curated record.
AUUUAUCCCUCCGCUGCAUGGCUGAAGGUGAAGCGGUCUGAAAGUGUGUGAGUCCUCUCUGCUGUCCAAAAUGUCAUCCAGUGGACUUUUAAACAUGCACGGUGUCUGUAAACGUCUGGCUCACAAGUAUGUCUCAAGAACGUACUCAUCUCGCCCUUCACUCAAUGAAGUGGUCAUUGUCAGCGCAGUCCGCACUCCAAUGGGCUCCUUCAGAGGCAGCCUGGCAGCAGUUCCAGCCACCACACUGGGCUCCAUUGCCAUCAAGGGAGCCAUACAGAAAGCAGGAAUUGCUCCUGAAGAGGUGAAGGAAGUCUACAUGGGAAAUGUUCUUCAGGCAGGAGAAGGACAAGCCCCCACCAGACAAGCCUUGCUGGCAGCAGGCUUGACCCUCGGCACUCCAGCAACAACCAUCAACAAAGUCUGUGCCUCUGGCAUGAAGUCCAUCAUGUUGGCAGCUCAGAGUCUGAUGUGUGGACACCAGGAUGUCAUGGUGGCAGGAGGCAUGGAGAGCAUGUCAAACGUACCUUAUGUGAUGCCCAGAGAAACUCCAGCCUACGGAGGAGUGAGGAUGGAGGACCUCAUCGUCAAAGACGGGCUCACUGAUGUCUACAACAAAUUCCACAUGGGAAACUGUGCAGAGAACACAGCGAAGAACUGCAGCAUCACCAGAGAGGAGCAGGACGCGUACGCCAUCAGCUCAUACAGCCGCAGCAAAGCAGCGUACGAGGCCGGCGUGCUUGCCAAGGAGAUCGUACCUGUGAGCAUUCCUCAGAGAGGCAAACCUGACGUGGUGGUGUCUGAGGAUGAGGAGUGGAGGAGAGUCGAUUUCAGCAAAGUUCCCAAACUGAGGGCGGUGUUCCAGAAAGAGAACGGAACGGUGACGGCAGCAAACGCCAGCACCCUGAAUGACGGAGCAGCAGCUCUCGUUUUAAUGACGGCAGACGCUGCAAAGAGACUCAACGUCACUCCACUGGCCAGGAUUGUGUCUUUUGCUGAUGCUGCAGUUGCACCUAUUGACUUCCCCAUCGCUCCUGCAUUUGCUGUACCUAAGGUCCUGGAUGCAGCAGGGCUGAAGAAGGAAGAUAUUGACAUGUGGGAGAUCAACGAGGCCUUCAGCGUGGUCGUCCUUGCCAACAUCAAGAUGUUGGACAUUGACCCCGCAAAGGUCAACGUCAACGGAGGAGCUGUGUCUCUGGGACACCCCAUCGGGAUGUCCGGUGCGAGGAUCGUGGGUCACAUGGUGCACAACCUGAAGUCGGGACAGUACGGACUGGCAGGCAUCUGUAACGGAGGGGGCGGAGCUUCUUCUAUUCUCAUCCAGAAACUGUAGAAAAACUGAUUGUAAACUUUACUCCUCCUGAAACACUCUUUGGUAGUCUGUGUGUGUCGACUAGCUGUGGGCUACUCUCUCUCUUUUUACUGUGAAGAAUCUGUUACACCUUUAAAGCCAGUGGCCUUCGUCAAACAGAAAAAAGUAAGACUCGACUCACCUGACGUCAUCACACCUGUCUUGAAAACACUCCUCUGUUUGAAACGUUGUGCA